CUUUUCUCUGAAUCUCAUAAACCAUUCCGCUCUAUAAAUCAUUCCAUUCAAAUUCAAAUCAACAGAUCUUAUCAUCAUUCUCCUCCUCGAACUGUAAGUAAACCUCAAUUCUUGUAUAUUUUUCCAUUCUCAGCUUCUUUCUCGUCAACUUAGAUCAGAAUUAGAAUCUCCCAUUUAUAGAUUUAUUAUUACUUUUUCUCUAUUUAUCUAUAUAAAUUCAUACCAUACUUUAGAUAUUAGCUUAUAGUCGUAAAUAUAUAUAAAGCCUUAAUUCUUAGUUGUCCUAUAUUGUUUCAAUUUCUGGGGUGUGGCUAUUUGAUCAUACACCAAUGACUACUGGUAGCUAUAUUGGAAUCUCUACCAUGAAACCUUGUUGUAGAAUCCUAGGUAGCUACAAAAGCUCAUCGCUUUUUGGAUUUUCUCCAACCAAGUUUAAGGAUUCAUCAUCAAUCAUGGGAAUCAUGACUAAAUCAUGUCAUCCCAAAUCAUGUCAUCGUCAUAGAUACCAUACCUGUAAUAGUGAUACUCAGAUUGUAGGGUACAUAAGUGUGAUCAAUCCGAAUCGGAGAGAUUUUAGCGUCUCCGAUCCGAAUUGGGGUCUUUCUAGGAGUUUUAGCACUAGAUUCUGUGUCAAUAUUGGUAGUAUUAGGCCUAGGGUUCUCUCAAUGAUACCGAAUGUAGCUUCGGAUUUUAGAAACCAGUCUACGUCGGUUGAUUCUCAUUCUAAUGACACAAGCUUUGAGAAGAUUUACAUUCAAAGUGGCUUGAAUACGAAGCCCUUGGUGAUACAAAAAAUUGAGACUGAUCAGAGUGAAUUGGAAGAAGUCACUGAAGAAACAAGUGAUGGAUCAAAUAUAAAUAUACAUAGUUUCAAGGAUUUGAGUGACAAUAAGGUUAAGAAGGAGUUGUCUGAGAUUGAAAAGGAAGCUUGGAAGUUGCUUCAUGGUGCUGUUGUCACUUACUGUGGGAAUCCGGUUGGGACUGAAUUAUGAUCAAGUCUUUCUCCGUGAUUUCGUUCCAUCGGCACUUGCCUUUCUGCUCAAUGGCGAAGGAGAAAUUGUCAAGAAUUUUCUACUUCACACAUUGCAAUUGCAGAGUUGGGAGAAGACUGUCGACUGCUACAGCCCAGGGCAAGGGUUGAUGCCAGCAAGCUUCAAAGUUAGAACUGUGCCUCUUGAUGGAAGCAAUGAAGCAUUUGAGGAAAUUCUGGAUCCUGAUUUUGGCGAAUCAGCUAUUGGCCGUGUUGCACCUGUUGAUUCAGGAUUAUGGUGGAUUAUAUUGUUGAGAGCUUAUGGGAAGCUAACGGGUGAUUAUGCAUUGCAAGAAAGAGUGGAUGUACAGACAGGGAUAAGAUUGAUCCUUAAGUUAUGUCUAACUGAUGGAUUUGAUAUGUUUCCUUCGCUGUUAGUUACUGAUGGUUCCUGCAUGAUUGAUAGAAGAAUGGGAAUUCAUGGUCACCCUCUAGAGAUCCAGGCAUUAUUUUAUUCAGCUUUGCGCUGCGCUCGUGAGAUCUUGAUAGUCAAUGAUUCUACCAAGAAUCUAGUGGCAGCCGUUAAUAAUCGCCUGAGUGCACUCUCCUUCCACAUGCGAGAAUAUUACUGGGUAGAUAUGAAGAAGAUUAACGAAAUUUAUCGCUACAAGACAGAGGAGUAUUCUACCGAUGCUGUCAACAAGUUUAACAUCUAUCCAGAGCAAAUUCCUGCAUGGUUAGUUGACUGGAUAUCCGACGAAGGAGGAUACUUCAUUGGCAACUUGCAGCCUGCUCAUAUGGACUUUAGGUUUUUCACUCUCGGAAACCUGUGGACUAUUGUUUCGUCUCUAGGAACAUCGAAACAGAACCAAGGCAUUUUGAAUUUAAUAGAGGCUAAAUGGGAUGAUCUUGUUGGCCAGAUGCCUCUUAAGAUAUGUUAUCCAGCACUGGAAGGCGAGGAAUGGCGCAUCAUCACCGGUAGUGACCCCAAGAACACCCCAUGGUCGUAUCACAAUGGUGGAUCUUGGCCAACACUUCUCUGGCAGUUCACAUUGGCAUGUAUCAAGAUGGGAAGGCCUGAUUUGGCCCAGAAGGCUGUUGAUUUAGCCGAGAAGAGGAUUUCGGUGGACAGAUGGCCGGAGUAUUAUGAUACUCGAAACGGAAAGUUCAUUGGCAAACAAUCUCGGCUGAUGCAAACGUGGACCAUCGCCGGUUUCCUGACCUCAAAGAUGCUCCUAGAGAAUCCAGAGAAGGCAUCCUUCUUGUUCUGGGAGGAGGAUUUUGAACUCCUUCAGAACUGUGUCUGUAUGCUGAACAAAUCUGGUAGAAGGAAGUGUUCCCGCUUUGCCUCAAGAUCUCAGAUUCUUGUUUAAUGAGGAAAAUAAACUCCUCCUUUAAUUUGUAUGUUGUUCUGUAACAACGGCUAACUGUAUUACCUAAUUAUGUUGUAUCAUUAGGGUUAACUGACUAACUCCAUGUAGCACUAUUGAGACUUGAACUGCAUGUGACUAUGUACUUCUUUUCCUGUUAGCCUAUAUUUUAAUUUAAAUUCUUUUAAAAAUUUCUAUCCA
Molecule: messenger RNA, 2541 nt
Organism: Arachis duranensis
Lineage: Eukaryota; Viridiplantae; Streptophyta; Magnoliopsida; Fabales; Fabaceae
Product: alkaline/neutral invertase A, mitochondrial
Biological process (GO): sucrose catabolic process
Cellular component (GO): mitochondrion
Molecular function (GO): sucrose alpha-glucosidase activity; endo-alpha-N-acetylgalactosaminidase activity
Source: RefSeq, a predicted model, not a curated record